GAACUUCAGGGUGUGGAGUGUUGAAGCUCUGUCAAAUCAUCUCGUGCUGUUUUUAGCUCCCCUAAUAGCAUUGCUCACUUGACCUAAUGUCCUGGUGACUAGGUGAGACCUUUGGAAUGUGUUAACUUAGCACACCACCAGCCUAAAAUGUAAGAACCGUCGGAUAGCAACUGAAACCUGCUCUCACUUUGCUCUAAACUGCAUACCUCAUAUUUCCACCAAAGUUUUUGAAAAUGUCCAUGAUACAUCACUUUCUUAAGCAGCAAAAACUCCACAAAACUAUGCAAUGUUUGGGACAACUGAUUUGGUGUUCUAGGACGAUUAUCAUUCGUACCUGACUCAGUAAUAACUUUAAAUGUGAAAAUACAGGUAGAAAAUGAAAAGGCCAUAAAGCAAUGGGGCUAUAGUGUUUUCUGGCUGGGACGGGGAAAAUCCAGAGACUAUGGAGGCCUACUUGAGGCUAAAAUAAUAGCCACUCAAGGCAGAGUGUCUUAAAAAUCUUACCCUCUGAAGGGCUGGGCGAGAACCACUUCCAUUUGUGCUGUCGGGUAAUGUAUUCUAGCUUUGCAGCCCGCAGUACCCUGGGACAAGUAGCUGAACAACAGAACUAGACCUCUGCAUUGUGGGAAAUGUGCCCUGCAAUCCUCUCCCACAACCCCUCCUCUCUCCACACCGUCCCUGCUUCCCCCCCACCCCCCCAGCCCAGCAGUUGCAGUGCGCGUGCGCACAUCUAGCACAGUCGCCAGCGCCGAGGUUCCGGUCAGGUCGUCUGGCUUCCGCCUCGCAGACAACCUUCUGUGUGCCAAACCUGUGCACCUGCGCAGACCGCGGCGUCUGUCCGUCACCAUGGCAGCAAGUGCUGGGGGCCCGGGCAGAUCACGGCAGAAGACGGUGCUGAGAUACUCUGGUACCACGCAGCGAACCACAAGUGUCAGAUGAGCGACGCCCUGAAGAGUGCCGCCCACAUGAUCGAGGCUGAUGUCCUUCUUCCUAGCGACGGCUCAGAGCAUGGCCAGCCAAUCAUGGCCCACCCGCCCGAGACAGGCAGUGACAACACUCUGCAGGAGUGGCUGGCUGAGGUCACGAAGAGCAACAAAGGCAUCAAGUUGGAUUUCAAGAGUCUGGCAGCCGCCCGAGCAUCCAUGCUGUUCCUGGACAAUGUGAAGCAGCACCUGCAGCGGCCUGUGUGGAUUAAUGCCGACGUCCUUCCUGGGCCAAAUGGGAGCAGCAAAGUAGUAGACGCCAAAGCCUUUCUGGACACCGUGACGUCCUUCUUCCCAGACGUGACCUUUUCCUUGGGUUGGACAACAGGGUGGCAUCCUGAGAAAGUCAAUGAAGGAUACACCUGGCCGAUGGUGAAAGAGAUGGACUACAUAUGCAGCGAGCUAACCCAGCCUGUCACCUUCCCUGUCAGGGCAGCUUUGGUGAGGCAGUCGUGCUCUCAGUUGCUCUGGCUAUUGACGAAAUCGAGCAGGUACAGCUUGACCGUGUGGACUGGAAAAGACGACAUUUACCCCACUGAAGAUUUACUUUACAUUCGAGACUGCUUUAACAAAACCCAAGUUUUCUAUGAUAUUUUGGAACCACAAAACUAUGAAUUUAAACAAGCCAUUGGAAUCCGAGUCACUCUCUAAGAAUACAUUUUAAAAUGUAUAUAUAUAUAUUUUUUUCUUUUAAAUCACUUUCUCUUUGGUUUUAUGAUCCUUUGCUGUUUGGUCUCAAUCAAUGGCUGUAUUAAUUGUAAUUGUUGCUUUAUGUUAAAUUCAUUUAAUCAGAUGCAUAUUGUAUGCCUCCUCUGACUACAGUGUCUCAUGUCUGUACAAGAUUUUACCAACUGCAAUAAAAUUGUUUUAAAAUUAUAGUAAAAAUGUUCCAGCUGUGUGCGGUAACACAUGGGACUUGUGGAACUAAAACAGGAAGAUCAAGAAUUCAAGGCCAGCCUGGGCAAUAUUGUAAUACCCUGUCUCAAAAGCAAAUUUUUAUAACGUCUCUUUAAUCAUCAUACAUUAAUUUUGUAAAAAAAACCUGAAUUAAUAAAUGAACUACUUUUUACUGAAA
Messenger RNA from Rattus norvegicus (Norway rat), 2058 nucleotides. The record is from RefSeq and is a predicted model, not a curated record. Lineage: Eukaryota; Metazoa; Chordata; Mammalia; Rodentia; Muridae.